This is a messenger RNA of Cydia strobilella, 2540 nucleotides long. RefSeq lists its product as uncharacterized. The transcript has 20 exons. The coding region runs from base 87 to 2540 and encodes 817 amino acids. Lineage: Eukaryota; Metazoa; Arthropoda; Insecta; Lepidoptera; Tortricidae. The record is from RefSeq and is a predicted model, not a curated record.
GGUAAUUUCAGGUUUGGUCCCGCACAGUUUGCGAUAUCGUGCAAGCUCAAUUAGAAGUCUGGUGGAACGUGGUACCUGUUCGUUUCAUGCUAGACCCGGUCGUGCUGCCUCUCAUUCAUUCAAGAAGGGUGAAAGCUGUCCCAGUCUCGUUUUGCGUGACGCAACUGUAUGGAGUGGACGACGUCUCCACACUUUGGCACUCUUCAGCUCCCAUGGUGCUGCCAGCUGGCUUGAAACUCUCUCCCUUUAAUACUAUUGGAGCUAAAUUGGUAGUGCCACUACCGUUGCUGCCCAAUGAGUAUCCUGAAGAUGAUGUUAUAACUUUGAAAACAGGAAUGGACGAGUGGUCUGUGAACUGCCGCGUGACACGCGCAUGCGCGACACGACACCCAGGUUUAACUCCAGCGCGCCAUUGGCUGGGAGUUGUCGUGCCUGGAGCCAAGAUUUGUGCCAAAAUGGAAAUCUUCAACGAUACCCACCAGGAUAUCUGCUGGUGGGCAAGUCCGUACCGCUGGACGGGCGAGAAUCCGCCAAGCAAAGCAUGCGCGCAGGCCGAUCAAACAUGUGAUUUAUGUCUCGAACGCGCUUGCACAUGCUCUCUACUCAGACCUAGUAGAGGAAGUUUGACUCACAACAAGCGCUCCAGGAUCGAAUACCACGUCCAUGCGCCUUUGACGGACCGCAUCGUAGCCACACUGGUGAAACUGACCCGCACAGCUCCUGACACGGCAAGAAUACCGGGCGCUCCGGCCUGCAAUUCAAGGGCCACCUUGCUGGCUUACCGGGUCGUUGCGCCCCGUCUGGUGUUAGAAGUAUUUCCUUGCGGUGGUGACAAGAAGGGCGAUUGCGAAGCGUGCGACCUGGACCCUGGCGUGAAUAUCCAAGGCUGCGCCUUGUUGCGACCCAGCCGAGUAUUGACUCCUUGCUGCUGCUCAUGCUACAAGCUGCGGAUAACUAAUACUACGCCCAUAGCCACCACUGUGCGUUGGGAGGCACCCCUUGAAGGCGAAGAAUAUCUCAGAGUGAAGUUUUUGCCGAACGAUUUCGAAAUUGGAAGUUACAACGAAAAACUAAUAUCGGUAAUUUUGGAGCCUCGAGGAGUGUGCAGGCGCAGAUUGUUCGUGUUUAGAGCGAAAGUCGCGCAUGCGUACAAGCCGCUUUAUCUUCUCAUCGACACUGCUAUAGAUGGUGUUCGAAUAAUCUGCGAAGUGCCUCUGGGUGGAGGUGAGAGGAACAAUUCCAUCAUUGCUCUUCGCGGAAUACAGAGGGAGACAAAUCCAUGGGACAACACUAACAAACCCACUACGCCAGACGAGUGUUUUGAGGCCGAAGACCACAAGAGAGCCAUAGUGCAAGAAAAUAUAUGUCACUGCAAAUUUGAGUUGAAGUAUAUUCCAUCGGUAAAACCUCUUCGACCGCCGUCGUCCGUACCCUCUUCUACAGAAAUAGUGACUUCGCCUCCAUCGUUGACGAGAGUUUGCGAGUGUUUCGGCAAGACAAAACCAGUAGUCCCUGCUAAUGAAGAAUCCUGCUGCUUACAGUUCAGAAGCAUUCCUAUAAAAACAGUAAGAGCUCGGAGGCUGACCCUUCGCAACGAUGGCAAGGUGACGGCACGAUGGCGGAUGGUGGUCCGACGCUGGCCACGCCAAAAAAAUCGAGUGGCCACUAUAGACGCAUUAACUUUUGGAGGCGACCGAUGGGCGGGCGACGUGCGAUCGCCGGGCGUUGCGAUUCAGUGUACCCCAGCUAAAGGAAUCUGCAUGGUCGGUCAGAGCGUGGACAUAUUUGUGCAGGUGUACGCGGACUGUUGGGGGCUAUACUAUGACCAGAUCAUGCUGAUGGUGGAGCACGUAGAACCCAUCGUUGUGGACGUGUGGAUUGAGGUGGUUGGGCCGGUACUCCAGUUUGCUACUCACUGUACGGUGCAGGAAUUUGAAUCCACUAUGUGGUUAUCAACAUCGGAUCCGCAGCGCACGCUGCGAGUGAAGAACACAUCGCGUUCUCAGCUUACCGUACAUGCUUAUACACUUCUAGAACAUGAACACUUUCAAGACACUUUGUCCUUCCGACUGUACAUGCGGUUCACGGAUAAUUUGAAGCCCAUCUGUCCUUGUUCCAAAAAUGCUUCUAGCGAUUCUUUAGCUACUAACGAGGAAUCUUCCACGUUUUCGGACAAAAUGGAUACUGGUAUUGAGGUAUACUUAGCAGAAGACUACGGACUACAGGUCAAGGAAUAUUAUAAGGUGGAGCCACAGGUUUGUUCAGUGGCGCCUGGAGAAUGGAAGGAGUGGCGUGUGAGUUUGAGCCCCUUGAUAGGGGGUGAGACUGCGCCACCUGGAAUGGUGUUGCUAAGAACUAUUCCAGUUGACGACCGAGGGAACUACUGGUUCCGCUGGGAGCCAGCACCAGCGCGGGUGGGCGUCCGACAAGCGCCGCGUGCGGCUGUCCUACGUCUGUCGUGCAGCGAGGUGCGCGCGCAUAUGUGCGCGCUAGAACUACAUUACAAUGAAAUUGCUAGGCAAGUCUUUAGUAUUAGAUAA